Molecule: messenger RNA, 691 nt
Organism: Phragmites australis (common reed)
Lineage: Eukaryota; Viridiplantae; Streptophyta; Magnoliopsida; Poales; Poaceae
Product: cysteine proteinase inhibitor 8-like
Exons: 1
Coding region: 142-522 (126 amino acids)
Molecular function (GO): cysteine-type endopeptidase inhibitor activity
Source: RefSeq, a predicted model, not a curated record
CAUCCCAUUUGUGCUGCUGCCUUAGCGCUAUUUAAGCGCCCCAUCUGCCCUCUGGACCGUCACCACCAACCACACCUCCAUCCCAAACCAGCAAACCCUGCCAGCAAUCCAAGCCAUCACCUUAAAUUGGACCAGGUAGCCAUGAGGACCAGCCUCGUCCUCGUCGCCGUCGCCGUCGCCGCCGUGGUUUACGCCCUUGCAACGCCCGUCGCGGCGAUCCCAGGGGGAUGGAAACCUAUCCCCGACACCAACGACUCCCACGUCAAGGAGAUCGGCGCGUGGGCUGUGGCAGAGCACAUGAAGACGUCCAACUGCAAGCUCACGUUCCGCGAGGUGGCGAGUGGCGAGGUGCAGGUCGUGUCUGGCCUGAACUACCGGCUCGUCAUCGACGUGCUGGACCUCGCCGGCGAGGAGGCCAGGUAUAAGGCGGUCGUGUACGAGCAGAGCUGGACCAACACACGCAAGCUGCUCUCCUUCGACAUGGUCAACGGAACGACGGCCAGCUGCAGGACUAGGUUUUAGCUAAGCCCAUCAACCCGUGCGCCUGUAUGGGCUAGCGAUUUAGAUUUCUCGAUCCGGUCGCUCAGUACCCCCAAUAAGAUUUCUCCAAAGGAUACUGAUGAUACUUUUCAAGGAAAUGGAUCUAUUUUGUUGCUCAGUUAGCAUGAAUACAACCUGUGAGGUUUACAUA